CCCAACAUACAUACUAUUACAAAUUUUAGCAGUGUACAUAAUGAAAGAGCGUAACAAUGGUGCAGUUGUAGGAUAGAGGGGUAAACAAAGCCGUCGUCGAAACUGUCCACCUUGCAUCGGUCGCCAGAAGAUACGCGUAACAGGCACAACAUGACACCCUGCUGUUUGUUCUCUAUGGUCAUUGCGAACUGCCGUGUAUCGUUGGUCUAGCCUUCGCACUGGUUUCUGACCCCACUAAGCGGCCGCUCAGGAGACCAACUAUAUUGCCCUAUUUUCUCUUUCCCUAUUUACCCCUCCCCCCAAUUCGUUGCAGUGAUGAGAUCUGCGUGCCGUGCGUGAGACCGCUCGUGGCCACCCGGCCGAUAGUUCGGUUUUUGUUGUUGUUGUUGUUGGUGACGGUGAGCUGCUGCGCUACUGAUAUGAACUAUUGUAGAUUGGUUGGUUGGAGUCGCUGGAGCUAUGUGGGAACACGGAGAUCGUCAAGAGCUGUUAUGAUUUGUUGACUAGAUUUUGUUGAGGUGGUGUUUCAGUUAAAAAGAAAACAACUUGCAACGAGUGGCUACAGGCUAGCCACGCAAAGGUGAACGAUUGAAAUCUGCUUGCGGUACCGCAGCGGCGACCGAGCUAGUGAUUAGCCACUGAAACGAUCUCUUUUUAAAGCAACGUGCUGAUCAGUUGUGAUCUCGUAGUGGAGCUUUCUGGGGGCUCUUCUGCCGGUGUCUGGGGGACAUCCGAAUGGUACCGCCUCUCCGCCAAAAAAAGAAGGGGAGAGACCGCCCACGAUCCCAGAAACUCCCCCGAAAGCUCCGAGAUCCCCUGCUCUCGGAGCUCCAGCGGUCUACUUGUGUGCGCCUGCGCUGACUGAUCAUUAUUAUUUCCUCAAGCGAGAUCGGCAUCCUAUUGUAGUCUCAUACUAGAAAAGACUGAGUCGAAAACUAGACAUUCAUCUAACAAGUUCACGCAACAUCGCAGCACGCCCCAACACGUUGUUAAAAGCUGAUACGACAUUUACGUGACAAGAACAGUCACAGCGACUCAAGUGCUGCGGGCAAAGCUUGGAUCAGCGCGCGACAGGUAAGCUAAGCAAUGGAUACUGCCGCAGCAUGGAAAACAGUUUGUAAUAAUGACAGCAGCAGCAGCAACGACGACGACAGCAACCGCAUACUUACAUCCGAACAAACUAUGCUCACCGUGGUGAUCAAAUCGUAUGCUGUCGACAAAUAUUGCUAUCGUGCUGUCGUUGCAGCAGUGCCGUCAUUCGGGGUCGAAGUGAUCAUUGACGCUGUUGACGUCAACCGUCCAAGCCUAAACAAACUACCUUCGAAAUUAGGCUUGUUAUCGUGCAAUGUAUUUUUCAAUUCAACUUUGAAUGAGUCAUGUGCCAAUGCGCUUGGUAGAUUCACGGAAUACAGAAUGUUUGCCCUCGGCGCCGGGCGACAUUACGGGCAUCAGUAUCUGCAGUAGGGAAAUAUAUGGAUAUGUUUGGUAGUGGUCGCCCUUCGCGAAAGUUUCACCGAAUGUUUUGAACGCUUGCUUUGUCAUCAUUGGACCUUCGUUCACGGAGACGGCCACACAUCCUUCCUCAUCCAUCAAAUCAAGGUUGACUCUACGGGAGGACUAUUUGAAAGUAUGGGCUAACCUGGCGCGUGCGUCAGUUCGUAUGGAGACGACAAGAGUCUUCAGUCCCGUUUGGUGAUCAGUCACGCAUGCAAAUACGACAAUGCAAUCGAAAUACAGAUUCUGACCGCAUUGUUAGAAACGCUCUUGCUGCGCAGUACCAUUUCGCUUAUGCUAAGUCUCACUGGCUACGUUGGGAAAGGGGGUUUGCGCGACGGGCUGAAUUUUUUUCUAUGGGGAUAUUCCAAGUGAAGAGCAUGCAUGCCUUCCUUGUCCAGCAGUAACCUGUUCUGUAAGUCCUUGCGGUUAGUUGAGAGCUUCUCCGAUGUGAGUUUUUGUUCAACGGGACUAUAGGAGGGGUGGCGCGUGCGUAUUAAGUGAAGCGGAAUAAGAGGAGAUUUCGAUCUGCACGGGGACGGAGUCCGUGUGAAAGCGUCUGUUUCGAUGCUGAGGCAAGCAGUUCACAAAUGGGUGGUUGUAGUCAAUUGCGGCUAGCCGAAUUUAAGAUAACAAAAAUGAACAGAGGGUCGAGCAAGGAUGGAAAGCCAAGUGGCCCUUGAGCAAGCUCCGAUGGAGCAAGAUCCGAACCUUCCCAAUGUCCCGAACGGGAGCCAAUUGUCAUACCGCGGUUAUUUACUGUUUUGUCCAAUUAACUCGCGUAUUUUUCGAGUGGGCCUCCUUAGCGUAUGACAUAAUAUUGUGUCACUAAUGAGCUGCAAACUACCUAAUUCAAAAUUCAACUAUUUUUUAAUUUAAGCUUUCCUUGUGUUUCUCGAAACGGUGUGCUUCGACACUCACCUAAUCUAUUAUUAUGAUAGGUCGUAUUCUGAAUCUCACUUAUUUCUUCCCUCCAAACUCCUUGAAAACCUAGAACACAGCUGCAUUUGCUGUCGUAGUAUAUCGCAAAUCAGGUUACACAGUAUAUCUAGUUUUAAGUUCUAUUACAAUCAAAGUGAUUGUUCCAAGAAAAUAUAUUUUUCACAUUUGUUUGCUGUUACUAAUACGGCCCCGCGGUAUCAUAGCACAAUAUGAUGUAAGAGGCAUUUUCCCAGCGGCCCCUGAAACUUAAAUUCAAUUCAAACUCUUGCAGUUUGCCUAUUUUCGAUAAAAUUCCGAGUCAGCGAUUGCAGAUAUCGUAUGUGUAGCUGCUGACUAAUUACUAUGUGUGUGGCUAAGAAAGACUUCGUGUUAGCAGUUUCGAGAGGUGAUUUUUGUGAUAUUGAUGCGGAACACUGUUCCCGUUACGGGCGGGUCGCAAAAAUUGGAACUGAAAAAUUGCUAGGCAACAACCAUUCGGUGAGGAUAAAUGAACGGUAUUAUACAAUUUUUGCGCUCCUUGAGCGAUUAAACCUUAGAGAACUAUGAUUAUGGUAAUGCAGUAUUUGACCAGUGCUAUUACCUGAUAUUUUUUUUUCUCGAUAGUCGCUACAUUUAUUACCGAAAUCUCUUUUUCCUUUUGCAACUAUAAAGGAUCACACUCUAUAUCAUAUUGAUGCGGAUCGAGCUCCAGCUCAUACACAAAGCAUAAGUUCACCAGCCUUACAACGACCAAUGGCUCGUUUGUAGGCGAAUGCUAUGUUAUGUUCAGUUGUAUAUGGAUGAAGUGCACCAGUUGAAAGACAGCGAAGCACAAGGCCACCUUGGAGCAAAGGUGGCGGCAUCAUCGAGUCGAGCCGAUACGCGGAUUUUCAACAGACUGCCUGAAGCGCAACGACUUUCACUGGCGAUCGAUUCGUGGAACCUCACCGAAGGCGUGCUCUUUUUAAGUAGACCGCGAUGAACAAACCAAGCUGAACCAGUCAGCUCCAGCUGCGAUAGAAGUUGAACAAGCGUAUUUGAUAGAAUUUCAAAGGCCGAACGGAUACCGCAAUCGAAAGCCGUGAGGAUGUAUUUGUGUGUUUACCAGAAUUAUCGGCAUAAUAAUAGAAACCAUGUGGGACACUGCGUGUAUGUAUCCGGAAAUCCAAUCGAGUCGAUAUACCAGUGGCCUUGUACUUUGUAGGGUCUAUCGAAGGAUUUUGGUUGAUAUUCAGCGCCCACUGCGUUGGUUGGUUCCUAGUUUAAUCUAUCAGCUGAAGUGUAUCAAAGCUAGCUGCAUUACGAACAAUGGCUUCAGUAGAAGUGUCCGCCGCCGCCGCCGCCGACGGGGUAACAGUUGUUAGGUUAAAAAGUAAUGGCAAUAAUACACCAACAAAAAGACUGAAACGGAUCAGUAUUGAUCCGUAAGCGAGACGCAUUUGUGUUGAUCAGAGAAUCGAGCUUCGUUAAUUCUGGACUGUUGCCCCAGGUCCGUCUGUACGUAGCAGAAUUGAUCAUUUGGCACCCCUGUGUGGACAACGAACUUGUGCUCAGUUCGACGUCAGACGCAGGCUCAGACACAAUGCGAAAUCGGCCCAGUCCGGCGUUGCCAGUAUUGCAGCGUCACCAAGUCCACGUUAAAUGAAGAGAAUGGUUAGCCAGGCUGGCACGGCAAUGCACGGUGCAGCACAGGAUCCGCCGGUGGUUGCAACGCAGAGUCGAAAGCCAUUGCCAGCUAAGCCUUUGGCACCGAUACUGCCGCCGGAAUCUGACCAUCUUCCCAGGCCCGUGCCCCAGCAUCAUCAUCAACAUCAUCAUUAUCCUCAUCCUCAUGACGCGCGACUUCUGUAUGAACUGCAACAACCUCCUCCGCAGCCGCCGCCUCAACAGCAGACGUCGAGUUCGUUGAUGGAACCUGCUUGCCUAUCGUGGGCACGCGAUCUUCAGACACUGCUUAACGAUGACGAAGGCUGCGAACUCUUCGAAACGUACCUGCGCCAGGAAAACUGUGACGAAUCCGAUUUAAUGUUCGUCUACGCUUGCAAUGGACUUCGGGUGCAAGAGGAUCAGCAGGAUCGGGAUAAACAAGCAAGAGCCAUCUAUAAACGGUACGUAAAGACCGGCGUCGUACAACUAUCGGAUCAAGUGAAAGAUGUUCUUGCCGGCAAAAUCCGCAACAGGGAGCAACCCCUUGAACCGGAUAUUUUCGACGUUGCUCGCAAGGAGGUUGAGGAUUACAUUAUGCGAACGACAUUCGCUCGCUUCAUCCAGUCUGAUUUAUACAUCGAUUAUCUGCAACGGUACUCGAAUGAACAAGAGUCGCUUAUUAGAGCCUCGAGAUCCGCUGGCCGCGACGAUGGAGAUGCCGAUGAGGAUUAUCCCGACUUAGAUGAUCUUGACUUCGAGCACGACCACAGCGGAUUGGUGUCCAUCCCUUCAGAUUCGGAAGACGACCCUGAUGCACUUCACGUUGUCAACAAGGAUAGUAGACCCUCCACGAUCGUGGCGUUACACAAUACGAACAAUAUCAGCAGCAACAAUAACAGUGAUAGUAAUUAUAGCAAACACACGAAUAACAAUAAUGGUAAUAAUCUCAACAAUAAUAAUAACCAGCAACAGCCCAACCAGCAACAAAGCUUAAUGCCAACACUGUUGGAACACGAAGAAGACUUAGAAAAUGCAACUUUUGUUCCUCCUCCACCUACGACGCUCGCGCGAAAACCGAUUUCGCUGCAGCACCAGUUGCCUCCGCGCGGAUAUGCGGCGGUCAGUACAAUGCCGCCAGACCAUGGGCCUCCCCCGCCACUUCCACCUCAGAGUAAAACUGUGCAGCGACAGAAACGUCAAGCCCAGCUUGGUAUGAGCUACGGAGAGUCAAUGUUGAGACAAGGCGCUCAACGUCCACCCCCUAAUCCAUAUCAUGUUAAGAGUUCAGCGUUUGUACCGCCGACGGCGUACAAUUCAGAUAUGCAAAGCAUGUCUUCAGGAGGCAACAACAACUUCGAUCCUGAGACGAGCGAUUGCGACACAGUUAUCGCUGCUGCACGGCGGAGUGAACAACUACCUCGGGCGUCGCACCACCAUGACAUUGAACGCCGCCGUGCAAGAGGGCCGUGGCCGCCAGGGGGUGAAUUAAUACGCGAUCCCAUGCGUGACAAAGUUAUUCCUCGAACAAUGUUUCCCAAUAUUCAAGAAUCGCACUUGGCAGAGCGUAAACCCGGAGAGUUCUUCCAAAAACUUUGCCAAAAGCUGAUACCUCUUGUCCGCGAACAAGAGUUCCGUGAACAGGGGCGCGUACCUGCUGCAGGACUGGAAGACGAGCAGCACUCGCAGGCAAUUCUGGAUGACCAUGUCGAACGCGUGUUUAAGACCCCCCCAGUUAGAACACCGCGGUCCCCUUCACCUGGUGCAGGCCCAUGUCGUGGAGGUUUACGAGGCUCUGGUGGCCCUAACAAGUCAGCUCACCAACAGACAUCCCGAGUAGCAACGCGUCGAUUUCCCGGAGUAAAGGACUUCGCUGAUAGCGUUAUGCAGAAUUUCAUGCCUUCUGGAGCUUCUGUAUCAGGAGCGGUACCUAGGAUCCAGCCUAGAGGAAAAGGCGCUUCUUUAACUUUGCCCAAGGGUCCAUUAUCCGAUGGCAGUACAUCCGACGAAAGUACCGGUUUUGGUUACAACGCACAAGACGCCGUCCGUGAAUGGUACAACCGAACCGGUGCAGAGGCUGGAGGAGCUAAUGUGAAACCCAAAGCAAGCAAAGCCAGUAUCUGUUCUGGGUCGAAUCGUUCUUCCUGUAGAUCAAACCAUGAAAACGUGUCGGGUGCGACCGGAGACAAGAAAAAGAAGGGGGCGCUGUCGACAUCAAAUGGUCCCAGUUUGGGAGGCAACGAAAUUGCUAUCAUUUACACAUAUGCUGGGGAAACGGUUCCGUAUUUUAUCAGGCUCUCGCAACGACAAGUUCGGCUACGCGAUUUCAAGGCGCAGCUCAUUAAGAAGGGCAACUUUAGAUACUUUUUCAAACGACCUAUGGACGACUUGAACGCUCAAGGUGUUUUUGAGGAAAUCAAGGACGAUAAUCAAGUGCUGCCAUUUUGGGAAGGCAAGAUCGUCGCGCAGAUCGGCCUAAUGCAACCGCCCCACAUGCCGCAGGAGCCCGAAUGAAAAACGAGCACCCUAAUAUAGAAACUGCAUUUCUAUUCAAUUAAAUCUGUAUGCUAGAAUAUCCACCCCUGCAUUAAGCGCAUAUCAUUGCUGUGACACGCAAUUUUUAGAGGCAACUACUGCUGCUGCAACAAUAGUUCAAACGACUCCCAGAACGAACGGCAAACAGGCAAAAAUGACCGACAACGCUUAUCAUCAUAGUCCAGAAUUCUCGUGCAUGUUUCUGACCACUAAUGGAUGAAACAUCAAAGUCGAAUGGCACUAAACGAGCCUUCAAGCAAAAGUAGAUAAGGUAGGGUCAUCAAAAAAAUAAUCAAUUCUAGGUACGUAAAAGUGUUACCAGUCCAGCGGGUCUGCUAGUACUCUGAACCUUUAGAUUCGUAACGACAUGCACACGUUGCCCGUCCCGCAUUCUCUUCUCGGCAGCUGAAUAACGAGUCACUAUGGGAAAUACAUGUCUGCUUCGCUGUGAAGUUGUGUAAGCAUAUUCAUAUCAAAGGGCGAAUGAGCUGAAAACGUAAACCUUGGAAGGUUUUUGCGAUGGUUGCCAACGCAUUUGUCUUAAGUAAUGCUGAAUGUUGCUUAUUGGGUAUUGAAUUUUGAACGGUACAUAGUGCUAUACCGAUAGAGCUGACCUGGUUGGACAGGUCGAGAGUGUACUAUAGAAUCUUCGCGGCAAUUACUAACGGCUUGUAUGGUCAUUGUCACGGUUGGAUUGGGUCCUUAUAGACAAGGGACGCGUACUAAAAUCAGUCACUUUUAAUUGACUCAUCUGAACUUGAAGUGGAUAUAUAACAAACGAAAAUAUACUCGUCAAAUCAGAUGUUACCAUCUUUUGAAGAAAGAAAAGAUGGAAGCGUAGCAAUUUUAAUGUUUCGUUGGGAAAUUAUAAGAUACGUCAACCCAGUUGAGUUUACUGAACACUAGUAUUAGUAGAAGGUCAGAAAACCGGCCAAUUUUUUCGAGUAUACGUUUUUUUGUAUUUUCUUGUGAAUAGUGUCUGUGCGCAAAAUAUGGCGGGUAAGGCAAAUAGACAAAAAGGAACCUGUUAUUGAUAGUUAACAUGCAAAAAAUAAAUGGAACACCUGUCAUUUUAGCUGUGUCCAGUACGCGGAGUGAGAAAAUAUUCUAGCGCAAGCUCCUCAGUGUUGGUUAUUUAACAAGCUGGCUUUGGUAGCAGUCAAAAAGAGGCACACAGGCUUGUGCAACAUAUAUAUAUGAGCAAGCAUUUCCCAUGCAUACAGUUGAGUUUCGAUCUAUAUGUGAUCCAAAGGCAGGCAGUUCUCAUUCAGUUGAAUAGCUUAGAAUAAACUCAAAUGCAAAUAUGUGUACAUUCAUAUUUGCCAGACUAAGAAGAUCGACCAGUAUAGAUAACUACUAGGAGAUAGACAAACUAGGAGACUCUAAAUUUACUGUUCAUAUGCUGACUGAGAAUAACAUCUAUGCUACAGUUCCGAAAGGCAGAUAACAUUGGACGGACAGUCGUUUCUUUCACGUCCAAACAAAAUCUACCUCAAAACACUACGGAUAUUUAAGCACUAAGAUUCGUUUCGCAUGCGACACCGCCGGCCUCUAUUUUUGAAUUAUACGAAACAUAUAUAUAUACAUAUAUAUAUAUAUAUAUAUUGUAAGAGACAUUGUGUUCGAAAACUGAUUGGAAUAUUUGCAGUUUCCUUCUAUAGCACGCUUACCUAUUCGUUAGCCAAUCUAACAACUAUUAGUAGACAAUUAGCGCAACUGUACACUGCUGCUGUCAUUUGUAUGGGGACGUGGGUAAAUAUUUUGUACAGUUAUAGUUACCCUCGAUUACAGGAGGGGAAAUCAAGAGUGAAAAGUGACACACAGUUGUAUCCAACUAAACAAAAAAAGCUAGAUAUGUUUACAACGUGAUGUUCACGCCGUAGAUAUAAUUAACUAAUAAUGGUAAAAGUAAAGUUCUCUCAGAUCUAUCCAUUUGCAAGUUUCACUAUUUGUCAUUACGCAACAGCACGGGAGAACAGUACUAGUUAACCAUUCAUCGUGCGACCGUCAUCAAGUGUACGCCAUAAAUCAUGUCAAGCUGUGGGAUAAAAGGAUAACCAUGUUGUCAUAAAUAUAUUUGCCUUCAAAUGCAAUUUAUUGCCUAUCUGUUGCAAGUAGCUACGAUGCCAGUUUCCUGUUUGUUUUCUCUUGCUCUGUUUUUUUAAUUUAUAGCAAACUUGCAAAAUAAGUAGAUGCAUUUGCCUAUAUGUUCUAAGUAAUUUUUUAGCGACUCAUAGAUGUGAACCAGAAGAUAACUCGAACUGUUUAUUGUUGACAGACCAUUACUCUGCACGGUGUUUUCCCAAGAGAAAAACGGCCACAAGAAAUCCGCCUUAACUCUACCAAUUCCAAUUAACCCGCAAAAUAUGUAUUGAGUAAGUUGAGCAGCAGGAAAUCGGUAUCAGUUGCAACACUCUGUUUAUAGUAGUAAGGAAUCCUUUUACCGAGAACCCGAAACACUGUUGUAUCAGUUACUGUUGACGUUCUUCAUCCGUCGCAUUUCGCUAGAAAUUCGGUGGAACUUCUGUUUAAACUUGUCACCAAGUGCCAUGUUCUGUAUUUAUAAUAAUGUUAUCUAUCGACCGGUGUGUUGUACUAUAACGAUAAUAACAAUAUUAUUAUUAUUAAUUUUAUCAUUAUUAUUAUUAUUAAUGGUAACGAUACGCUAGAACGUAUGAAAGGGAGAUGUAAGCAAUUAAGGAAAAAUAAUGAAAAACUACCUAACUUUAGGUGCAAUAAAUCAGAACAAAACAA
This is a messenger RNA of Varroa destructor (honeybee mite), 9348 nucleotides long. RefSeq names its product protein axin (gene Axn). The record is from RefSeq and is a predicted model, not a curated record. Lineage: Eukaryota; Metazoa; Arthropoda; Arachnida; Mesostigmata; Varroidae. Gene Ontology annotation, biological process: positive regulation of protein kinase activity; negative regulation of canonical Wnt signaling pathway; positive regulation of proteasomal ubiquitin-dependent protein catabolic process. Gene Ontology annotation, molecular function: protein kinase binding; ubiquitin protein ligase binding; beta-catenin binding. Gene Ontology annotation, cellular component: plasma membrane; beta-catenin destruction complex; nucleus.